AUGGAUGUGUUCUUGCAGGUCGUUACACUGCCCGCGCCCAAAAAAGUAUUGCGCGAGACCAAGUCGCAAAACCAGAACAGGAAGGUCCGUUUUCUUUCUUUUCAGAACAGGAAGCCAGAUGACCGAAUCCGAAUGACCCAACCACCCGUGCGGCGUCACCUACGGGACGCAGUAGGACGGGCGCGGGUGUCUGCGAGCACGCUCAAGGACAUUUGCGAGGCGCUUCGUGGGGCAGGCUGUGCGCCUCCGCCCGAGGCCCCAGCUGCACCUGUUGACGUGGAGGACGUGGCCGCGCAGAGCGAGAUGGCCGAGGCGGCGGAGCUGGAUGCAGUGCGACGGGAGGCAGCGGCGCGUCCCCUUGCGAGCGUCGAUCCGGUUGCCGGCGCAACUGAGCAGUCCGAUGAGGCGCGUCUCACUGCACGCAUUGAGCACUUCCGACAGCUCAAGGCCGCACGGGCUGCAGAGGACGAGAAGGAGGGCGCACGACAGGAUGCGCUGGUCAAGCGGGUCCGCGCCUCCUUGGCUGCGGACGAGGCGCGCCUACAGCAGGAGCUGGCAAAGAUGACCGAGUACGAGAGCACGCUCAGCACUCGUCAGACAGAGGCGGCCGCUUCCCUCGCACAGGGCGAGGCGGCCCUCGGCCCAAGCCGGGAGGCGGAGGCGCGCAACGCCGGUAAGGCGCGCCGCGCCCUUGCCGAGAAGCGGCGGCGUGAGGAGAAGGCGGCGCGACGAGGCCGGGAGCAGGCAGACGCGCAGCGCGCACGCAAAGCAGACAUUCAGCUGCGGGGCGUGGGCGCUGGGGAUCCGUGGGAGUUGCUCGUGCAGCCGCUCGUUAAGCAAGCCGUGGCGGGAGAGCCGUGGGAUGACUACGUUUUCCCGGCCGCCGACCCCUCGCUUCCUCCCUCCAAGUUUGGCGCACGCUGGGAGAGCGCGGCGCAAGUCUUCUCGUCGAUCUCAGUCUUUGCAGAUGGCGGCGGCGAGACCGACCCGGUCGAGACGUCGGACAUAGUCCAAGGCGCGCUCGGGACCUCCUACCUCAUGUCGGCUCUCGCCAUCGCGGCCUCGCGGCCGCAGCUCAUCCGCGAUUGUUUUGUCACCAAGGAGCCCAACGAUGCGGGCCUCUACUGCGUCCGCCUAUUUCGCGAUGGCCUACCGCGCCACGUGAUGGUGAACGACCAGCUCCCGAUGGCAGCCGACGGAUCGACCCCGCUCUUUGCCUCCUCCAAACGGGAGGGUGAGCUGUGGAUCUCUUUGCUCGAGAAGGCGUACGCGAAGCUCUAUGGCUCCUACGCUGCCAUCGAGGGUGGGCACGUCGACGAGGCGCUGCUGGACCUGACUGGCGGCGUUAGCGGAGAGAGCAUCGCCCUCUCCUCGGCGGCCUCCAACCUCGACGCGCUGUGGGACCGGCUGCGCUUCUUCUCGCACGCUGGCUACCUCUUGGGCGCAGGCGCACCGACCGGGUGCGACACUGAGCGGUCGAGACGGAGCACACGCCUCGGGCUCGUCGCCGGCCACGCGUAUUCCAUCGGCCGCGUGGUCGAGGAGAGUGGGCACCGUCUGCUGCAGCUGCGCAACCCGUGGGGCGAGGCGGAGUGGAUCGGUGACUGGUCCGAUCGCUCGCCACUCUGGACGCCGCGGCUCAAGGCGCGACUUGGCUGGGCGGACGCCCAGGACGGCACGUUUUGGAUGUGCUUGCGCGACUUUUGCGGCCAGUUCGCUUCGCUCUACGUUUGCAGGCUGCAACCAAAGCACUGGGCCCUCGCCGAGGCGGAGGGCGAGUGGCGUGGCACGACGGCUGGGGGUUGCGCCAACUACGACACGUUUGGCGACAACCCACAGUAUGCGAUCACCAUCGGGACGAAACCGGUGCCGUGCCUCAUCACUCUGGCGCAGGACCUCGCUUGUGAAGGCGACUCGCGCGUGAGCCUCGACAUGGCGACCCUCGCCGUCGCGGCCAGCGCCGAUGCCACGAGCGCUCAAACCGACGCCGCGGAGGCAGCCUCGGAGAGCAGCACCCCAGAUGGCACGUCCGACGAGGGCGUUGGCGCGGGCGUUAGCUCGGACGUCGGAGCACAUGCGGGUUCAGAAGUCGGUGGGGCUGGCGAGGGGGUGGAGGAGAGUGCAGCUGCCCCUGCGGGCUCGGGGCAGGCGCAGCAGGACGAGGCGCUUCCUAUUGGCUUCGCAGUUGUCUUCAAGAAUGGCGAGCGCGUGCGCAAGAUCUACUACUCCGACUGGUGCGCCCAGACGGCGCCCUAUCGCGACGUGUCGCUCGAUGUGAUGCUCGAGCCGAUUGGCGUCGGCAGGAGCACCACCUACACGCUGUUGCCCACCACCUUUGCUCCGGGUCAGACGCGAGGCUUCCACAUCCGCCUCUACUCCAAGGUGCCCGUCAAGCUCGCGGCGCUCCCAGAGCCAGAUGAUGGAGCAAACGAGGUGGUGGAGGCCCCGCCUAUAUCCGCGCCCGAAGCCUCUCCCCCGGAGGUACCGCCGAGCCCGCAAGUGGUAGAUGAUGCAGCCAGACUGACGCUGCCUCCUCCGCCGGAUCUGGACGACGACGGCGCGACUCCCAGAGCGGCGGCGGCGCCCGCGAGCAAGGCAUCCACCGAGGAUGACGCCGCGCGGGGAACGACUGCUUCCGAGCUUUCGGUCUAA
Molecule: messenger RNA, 2652 nt
Organism: Emiliania huxleyi CCMP1516
Lineage: Eukaryota; Haptophyta; Isochrysidales; Noelaerhabdaceae
Exons: 3
Coding region: 1-2652 (883 amino acids)
Biological process (GO): proteolysis
Cellular component (GO): cytoplasm
Molecular function (GO): calcium-dependent cysteine-type endopeptidase activity
Source: RefSeq, a predicted model, not a curated record